GAAAUAAGCUCCUUUGUGAUAAUCACGAUUGUACAGUUCUCACGUUAGCCAUGUUACUACACAACAAUAGAAUGAACUGAUGCUGAGAUAGCUGCGGAGGUGUAAGGUGCUCUGUGGUGUUGCUUACUGUAUAUUGAUGGUCAUACGGAUCAACAAUGAGUGAUACAGAGAAAAACUACCCAGGACUUGAAAAGAAGGAAGGAGGGAAGAAGAAGGAUGGAAAGAAGGACAAGAAAGAGAAAGGUUAUGUCAUGUUUGAUGCAGAUGCUAGUGAUGAUGAUUUGAUGGCAGGGGAUGACACAAAAAGUCCAUCAAAGAUGAAAAAAGGAAAGGCUUUCAGGUUUGGUUCCAAGAAAGACAUUUUUCCAAAAGUCCGGGAUGAGAAGAAAGAAGGAAAGAAAGAAGAAAAAGAGAAACAUAAAGGAGAAAAGAAACCAAAACUGAAAGUGAAGAAAAAAUCUAAACAUCGGGAUAUACCUGCACACCCAGUUCCCGAGGCAAUAGAGAAGCCUGUGUUUGGAGUAGCUCUGAUGACAGCUAUAGAGAGGAAUAGAAGUCACGAUGGUGUACAGCUACCUGCACUGUUCCGAGAGUGCAUCGACUACAUCGAGGAACACGGUUUACAUUGUGAGGGUAUAUACAGAAUCUCUGGAGUGAAAUCUAAAGUUCAGCAUUUAAAGGACCUGUAUAACAGAGGACAACCAGUGUACCUGGAGGAACAUGAGCCAAACAUUGUAGCCGGCGUGCUGAAACAGUUCCUACGAGAACUUCCAGAACCAGUAUUAACUAAUGCUCGCAUUCCAAAAUUUGAGGAAGCAUCAACCAUUCGUAAUGAGCGGAGACGAAUAGAAAGUUUCCUUAAGCUGAUCAAUGAUUUACCGCAGUGUAACCGAUUACUGUUGUCAUGGAUGAUUGUACAUAUGACACACGUUAUAGAAAGGCAAAAAGAGAACAAGAUGACCUUACAGAAUGUGUCCAUUGUGUUAAGCCCUACCAUGCAGAUAAGUCACAGAGUGUUAAAUGUUCUCUUCUCACAUACCAAACAGUUGUUUAAAGACACAGUUAUAAAAAGGUAUGUCCCUCCACUGAAACCAGCCACAUCACGGUGGUCAUUAGAACUGCCAGACAACCCAGCAGCUAUACAAGAAGAGUUAUCUAAACAAGAAUCUCUCCUCAAUCAGCUGCAUGAAGAACUGGCUGCUGGUACAGGUGACCCAGAGAAGGAAGAACAGAUUUGGGAGGUACAGAGAGUCUGUACACAACUGAAACGGAAGAUAAAACUUGCACAGAAAAAUCAAGAUACACUAGAGAAACGGAAGAGGGAACGAGAUGAGGCAAGUAAACGUAACACGGUGAUGGAGGAGGGAGAUGAAGAAUUGAGACUGGAGUUGAGGGAGCCUCCGGAAUGUGAGGUGUUGAAUUUAGAGUUACGAAAACCACCAGAAGAGAUUGAACAAUCAGAAUCAGUUCAAGGUGAGAUAACUGCAGACAAAGAAGCUGCUAAAGACGCGCCAAAAGAUCAACCAGAAACAGUAGUCACUGAAACUGAAGCGAACACAUCAGAGAAAAUAAAGGAUGUCAGACAAAAAGAAUUGGCCAAUCAGAAAGUUCUUUUGAAAGAGUUAGCCAGUCAGAGUAAAGCCAAGAGGGAACAAAGUGUAGAAAAAGAACUGAAAGCUGAAACUAAAGAUGAUAUAUCUGAAGCAGUUGCAGAUAUCAAAAUUGAUGUUAAAGUUGAAACAAAUAUUGAAGGAGAGGAAACAGAAACAAAAUCUGCAGAGAAAGAAAAGGAAGAGACAGAAAUCACUGAAGAGAAAAAACCUGAGGUUAUAGAUCAAAGACCUGAAGAAAAGGCAGAACCUGUGGAAGUGGAAGUUGGAAAGACAGAAGAAAAUGUUGAUGUAACAGCAGAGACAGUUAAAGCAGGUCUUGAUGAGAAACAGGCAAUGAUGUUACAUGAGGAUACUACAGAUUCUGAGCUUGGACACUCACGAGAAAGUAUACAGAAAACCGAAUCUGAGUCUGAUGAGUUUGAACACAGUCUGGAAGAGAUUCUAGAGAGAGAUCUAAAUAUAGAAAGUGACAAGGAACUGACAGACCAAGAGGUUUUAGAGGAAAGUGGAGUGGCUGCAGAAAAGACAGAGGUAAACAUUGAAAUCACUAAAGAUGAGGAAGAACCUGUUGCCAUGGAAACAAAGACGCCUGUUCCCAUAGAAACUCCAGAAUCACCCCCAGCAACCACCCCAGUACCAGAACAGAUAGAAGAACCUCAAGAAAAGGUUCAGGAUAUUUCUGUGGACACAGUGAACGAGUCUGUAGCAGAACUUGAAAUCAGCGAAAUAUCAGAGGAUGAAUCAAUCAGUGAGGAGGAAUAUCAGAAACUUCUGGAGGAGGAAUACGCUCUCAAGCUAGAGGAGGAGGAACUACUUGCAAUAGAAAGUGAAUUAAGGAAGAAGAUUGAAACAGAGAGAUGUGAAUCAGAACGUCUACAACAAGAGAUAGAUGAGCUGCAGUACCUACGCCAGGAUAGUGACGAGGAAAUACUGAGUACAUCUUCAGACAGCAGUUAUGAGAGUGAGGAUGAGGAAGAUUUACAGGAGAUUCUCAAUCAGCUGAUCAAAGAAAAUGAGGCACUAGAGAGUGACAACUCGGAGCUGUGUUCCAACAUUCACAAAGAGAGGAUGAUCUGUCUAGCUGUGAAAGUACAGAUUGGUAUUUUACAACAAAAACAAGUACACAACCCGCCAACUAAUGAUACAUUCAUGGAAAAAGAAUCUCUUAUAGAGUUUGAUUGAGAGGAUCUGUACAAGUUUGAUUGAGAUCUGUACAUAGACUGCUUGAAAAUAUAAAUGCUUCCUUGGCUGUGUGGAGGAUGUAUAGCCCCACAAGCUGGGCCUCUUUCUUUACUAGUGCACUAUGCUAUCAUUGUUUUGUGAUGGUUUAAAUAAAACUAGACAAGUUGGAAAGUAAGGACACAAAUUACAAACACGAGCACACAAGCAGGACCUCACUUAACAAUAUGCUUUCGCUGUGUUGUGGAACUUUUGAUAAAACUAGACAGGUCAGAAAGCAAGGACUUAAUUACAAACACAGGAUGGAACUCAUUUACACUUUUUUCACUGUGUUGUGGAACUUUUGUAAAACUAGACAGGUUCAAAAGCAAGGACUUAAUUACCUACACUCCCUUACACUACGCUUUCACUGUUGUGUAACUUUAAAUUGGAAAGCAAGGACUUAAUUACAAACACAAUUACUUCUUUACACAUUUCUCUGUGUUGUGGAAGUUUUGUAAAACUAGACAGGUUGGAAAGCAAGAACUUUAUUACAAACACAAUUUAGAGCACACAUCUUUACACUGUGCUUUUCACUGUGUUGUGUAACUUGAAAUAACACACAUGUUAGAAAGUAAAGACUAAAUAACAUGUGAAGCAUAAAAUGCACAGAAUAGGUAUACCUCUUAAUUUUGUAUGAAAUAAGUAAUGGUGAGUGAUGAUUGGUUUAGAGAUAUAGUUUUUUCCUGAUGAAAAUUCUGCCAUGUGAUAUCAGCAAGAUAUUGUCAUGGACAAAUGCUCUUUCAGUUAGGGUGUGAACUCAAGAAUAUUUUCAACCACAAUUACCUUUAUACAGAUGUAUUGUGAUUGUGCUAUAUAUGUCAGUAUAACAUGAAGGCUUACAUGUAAAUUCAGUGGUUAUAUUUCUUUAUCACAAUGUGUACUUUGUAAGAGAGCUAGACAGUGGAACUGAUUAUGACUAAUAGUUCAGGCAGUUGUAUAUAGCAUUGCUGUUGUAAUGUUUGCUGGUUGUGUCACCAGCACAAAGACACAUUCCUGUAUAUAGUAUGUAUCAGAUGUUAGAAGUUUAAACUGUCUGUAAUUCAAACUAGAAAUGCAUUUUUGUCAGGAAAACUUUCAGAAUAAGUUCAGCAAAAUUAAGUGAAUUACCUUUUUCCUUAACAAUUUUUUCCUCGAUUUCUUGUGAAAUAUAAGACAAUACCCUUUAAUAUAAUACAUCUUUCUCACCAACUCCAUGAUAAGAACUUUUUGAAAUUUUGAAAUAUAUUCACUAGUUUUGAAUUUGAUGCCUAUUAUAUGUUUUUGAUAGGGUGUUUACUAUUGUGGAGAAUGUCAGGCAUUACUGUUAAUUGUCGCAAAUAAAGCAUUGGUCUAGAUGUUUCCAAUUUCAAAUGGGUUCCAGAUAGUAUUGUUUCUGUCAGGUAUUGAACAUGAUAACUUUUGAUAAUGUAAAAUACCUGUAGUAUGUUAAUGUAUUAUAAUAAUGUGUUAUAAUGGUUCACAUAUAGUGUAUUACCAUGUUAAAAUGUGCAAUAAAUUCACAAGUAUUUAA
This is a messenger RNA of Mercenaria mercenaria, 4344 nucleotides long. RefSeq names its product ralA-binding protein 1-like. The coding region runs from base 156 to 2795 and encodes 879 amino acids. Gene Ontology annotation, biological process: small GTPase-mediated signal transduction. NCBI's taxonomy places the organism in Eukaryota, Metazoa, Mollusca, Bivalvia, Venerida, Veneridae. The transcript has 18 exons. Gene Ontology annotation, molecular function: small GTPase binding; GTPase activator activity. The record is from RefSeq and is a predicted model, not a curated record.